This is a messenger RNA of Patella vulgata (common limpet), 3125 nucleotides long. RefSeq names its product protein dispatched homolog 3-like. Bases 179 to 3082 code for a protein of 967 amino acids. Gene Ontology annotation, cellular component: membrane. NCBI's taxonomy places the organism in Eukaryota, Metazoa, Mollusca, Gastropoda, Patellidae. The transcript is spliced from 10 exons. The record is from RefSeq and is a predicted model, not a curated record.
AGAUCAUGAAGCCGUCAACAAUGUAUACAUAAAACAGAAAAGAAACCUCGCUGCCGUGUCUCAGACGUCACUUCCGGGUAAAAGCGGAAAACAAGAGGAGCCUCUGGCCAUAUGUAAAUUCAUCGUUAGACGUCCAAAAUUAGCCUUUGGUUUGACUUUAGGAUGGAAUGUAUUUGUCAUGUUUCUGUCCGCCAUUUUAAUUCAAACCGGAUAUGACCUUAUACCUAUUGACUUCGCGGGAAUUCCAUUGAAUAUACUGGAAGAUCGAGCGUUUUUACGAGUAAAGGCCUGGAUGAACCGAGGUGAAGAUGGCACGGUCCUCUCAAAUGGAGCUGAUGUCGGCGGAGAAAGAAGUAGCGUAGCAGACAGUUUGCAAAUAUUCUACCAAGCCGAUAAUGUUUUUACCCAAGAACAUCUCCAGACGAUUUCGGAUUUUGAAACCAAAAUAUUGUCAGUAGCAAACUUUGGGAAAUAUUGUAAAGCCGAUUCUAGAAGCCCAACAAAUAACUGUUCUAAGCCGUUAUCCAUUCUUCGCUUCUUUGACGGUACGUUUGGUCCGACGUUCAACGAUCCCACAUUUUCGGACAUCGUUGGGAAAUUAUCAGCCGCUCAGAAUUCACCCAAACUCAAUGAAGUUUUACAGUUUUAUUUGGGAAAGGAGGCGGUGAUAAACAGUACCACUGCCACGGCAAAAUCCUCCAUCACAAGAUCCAUGAUACAAUUCGGAUAUCCGCUAGCAGGAUAUGACGAACAGACAGGAGACGUCGAUGAACAACAGAAAAAAGUUCAAACAUUUUUGGUAGAAAAUGUGAGGGAUUUAUUAAUAGAUGCGAAUGAAAAUGGAUUAUCGGGAUUAACGGUGACGUAUACCAGUGGACAGCUGUUCAGUUAUUUGAUCCAGUCGCAAGUGAUAAAGGAUUUAAUGUUAGCUGCUGGGAGUUUUCUUUUCAUCUUCAUCUUCAUGCUAAUACAAACCCAGUCUCUGUUUAUAACUUCUUGUGCUGUUGGUGGUAUCUUGAUCAGCUUUCUUGGAACCAACCUCGUCUACAGGAUCAUCCUUGAUUACCAAUAUUUUGGAAUCUUUCACGUCCUUUCUAUAUUCAUUGUCCUGGGAAUUGGUGCCGAUGACGUGUUCGUGUUUAAUGAUACGUGGAGAGCCACAGCACAUGAAAAGCACGAGCGAUUAGAUGAAAGAUUGUCAUCUUGUUAUCGUCGAGCAUCUAAAGCCAUGUUGAUAACAUCUUUAACCACCACAAUCGCUUUCAUCGCCAACGCUUUUAAUCCCAUGCUAGCUAUUUCAUCUUUUGGCAUCUUCUCCGGGAUUCUGGUUAUGGUGAAUUAUCUGUCCGCCAUCACGUUUUUCCCGUGUGUCGUUAUCAUCUACCAUCUAUACUUCGAGAACUGGACAUGGCCUUGCUUCAGAUGCUGCAAGAAGAAGGUUGAGCCGACCAAUUUAACGGAUGCUGAGAAGUUUGAUGGCCACAGAAAGAACCUCAUCGUGCGGUUCUUCCGGGGUCCAUAUUACUACUUCGUGGUGCAUAAGGUAGCUCGAUGGGUGUUACUCGUGUUAUCUUUGGGGCUGAUAGUAUUUUUUGUGUAUAUGGCUACAACCAUUGGCCCACAAGAAGAACAGAUCCAAUUUUUGAAAGACAGCAACAAUUUUCAGAAAGCAACGAAUUUAAACUUGCAAGGGUUCCGACCUAGUUCCGACGACAAUGUCAUCAAGGUUUAUAUCGUCUGGGGUUUGAAACAUCAAGACCUAAGUGCCUGCCAUAAAACAGAUUCUAAAUGUAAAGGAAAAACGGUUUGGGAUGACGGAUUUGAUUUAAAUCCAAAACCCGCCCAAAUGUCUCUGCUGCAACUGUGUAAAAGAAUUGAGGAUAUGACGGAUGAAGAAAAUGGUGAUUUAAAAAUUCGGAGAAAUUCGAUUACAGGAAAAUUAGAAGUGAAAUGUUUUCUCGACAGGAUAAAUGACUUUCUAAUUAACGAGGGUAAUGAUACAUCUCUAUACUCACCAACUGUCGACCUGAGCCUACCUACGUCAGAAACCAAAAUGGCGACUUUUAUGGGUGCACAUCCUGAACUAUACAAUAUGUCCGCCGUUUCGCCAAAUUUUUACAGAUAUUUUGAGACAGGAAUGUCCUAUUGGUUGAAUAAUGGAUAUAGUGGUGUGACGUCUUAUGAUUUCCGGGAAUACAAUAAGUUGAUUGGUGUAGUUAAUGAUACGUUUGAUACACAACUAAUUUCCAAUUCAUCGGUCUGGACAUUCGGGACUAGAUUACGUUAUGCUGCCAUCACGGUGAAUACGACGUUACAGGCUGGAAAACUCGGGUUCGAGAAAGGUCUGGUAACGGUGGAAGCCUGGGAAAAAUUCGUCAACGACGAGGUUGCUAAGUUACCGCCAUCAUUAUCUGGGGGAUUUCAGUGUACACCUGACCGUGGAAAUACGUGGCACUGGCUCAAAGUACAGAAGUCUUUAGUUUUCAGUGCUAUACAGGGAAUUAUUAUUGGUAUUGCCUUAGCCUUGCCAAUCCUCACCAUAGCAACACAAAACUUCAUCCUUGGUUCCUUAGCAACGUUAACGAUUAUGUGUGUAACUGUUACAGUCGUUGGUAUCAUACCAUUGGCAGGCUGGAAAUUGGGGGUACUGGAGUCCCUGAAUCUGUCAUUGGUGGUCGGGCUGGCUGUGGACUAUGUUGUACAUUUGGCGGAAGGAUAUCAUAUAUCUAAACACACAGAUAGGAGAGGGCGACUAAGAGACAUGUUAGAAAAUGUCGGAAUAUCUGUUUUAUCCGGCGCGUGCACAACUUUAGGUGCUUCAUUAUUUAUGCUAAUGGCGGAAAUUUUAUUUUUCAUGCAAUUUGGUAUAUUCAUGUUUUGCACAAUAGGAUUUUCUCUGAUUUAUUCCUUGGUAUUUUUUACUGUUAUGCUUGGCAUAUGCGGGCCACAAAAUCAGACUGGCUCUAUUACUCCGUUAAUCACGUGGGUUAAAAAUAAGCUCACUGGUCGAAACAAAUAUGACGUAGACUGUGACGUAUGCGAAGGCCAUGGAUUUCGCGCACCUGUGAAAAAUGGUGAAUAAAAUUCUGUAAAAUUUGUGAGUAAAAUUUAUAUUUAUUUUGAGC